Daucus carota subsp. sativus is the source of this 615-nucleotide messenger RNA. RefSeq names its product acetyltransferase At1g77540-like. The transcript has 2 exons. Lineage: Eukaryota; Viridiplantae; Streptophyta; Magnoliopsida; Apiales; Apiaceae. Bases 90 to 395 code for a protein of 101 amino acids. The record is from RefSeq and is a predicted model, not a curated record.
AUCUAACUCAAAAAACUUUCAUUCACAUCACAGCUAAAAGUCUACAAAUAGAGAAACAGAGUAAAUCAAGAAAUCGAAGAGCGAAGAAGAUGGCUUCAAACAUAGUAUGGAACUCCAAAGACAAGAAGUUUGAGACACAAGACAAAGAAGCUUACUUAGUUUAUGAGCUCAGAAAUGGUGGCAAAGUCAUUGAUAUUCUCCACACUUUUGUUCCCCCUUCUAAAAGAGGACUUGGUCUCGCAUCUCAUCUAUGCGUUUCAGCUUUUGAUCAUGCACAGUCUCAUUCUUUGUCUGUUAUUCCCUCUUGCUCCUAUGUCUCUGAUACUUUUCUUCCUCGAAAUCCAUCUUGGAACCAUCUUGUGUACAAGGAGGGGGACACCAAAUCAAAUAUGUGAAACUGUUAUCGUGCAUUGUUCUUCUGGAAUUGUGUUUGGAGUUCCAAGCAUUAGAAAACUCUUUUAUGAGUUCUUAAUAAAUUUAUAAGUACGCAUGUUGUAAGAUAUAUCCUUACACAGAUAUCUGUAUCUGUGGUGAAUGGUUGGUGCUGUUAAAAAUGUUGGAUUUAAAUGAAGUUGCUUAGAUUGUUUGAGAUUUGCAAAAUAAGUUGAUUAAAUA